GUCAUUUCAGUCCAUUCAGCCUAUCCCUUGCAUUCUUCGUCCAAAAGUUCAUUCGCAGGUUCAUAAUCCUCCUCCAGACUUUUCUGGGAAAGUGAUAAGAAAAUAAGAAACCAAAAGAAAAAUCGAGAAACCGAAAAUCCGAUAACUAUGAGGUCCUUGCAUUUUACACCAGCAACUACAUUAAUUUUAAACGGUAAUCCUCGUAUAUCAUUCGCAAGUGGCUCUCCUGACCUCGAUUUCCCGAUUUCAUUGAUGCCAAUUCAGCCUCUUAAACAUUCAGUCACUCUUCUAAAACCCCAGUCUUAUCCGAAGCCACAGAUUAAUGCACGAAGAGGAGGAGGAGAAGAAGACCCAGAUUCCCAAGAGGCUCAAGUUCAAGACUUGAGGGUCCCAGAGCAUUGGUUGAUUCCCUCAAAGGCCUUGGAGGAAUCUGAGUGGCUCAGGUUUACCCUUCAUAAGUGGUUAGAUGAUGAGUAUUGUCCCGAGGAAACCAACGUGGAAAUCAGCAAGGUUGCUGCCAACUCAUUCUACAAAUCUUUGCUAGAGAAACAAACAGACCUUGGUGAAAUCUUGUUGAAGAUGGCUAGAGAAUUGGAAUACAUCUCCUACCAAGAGAGCUUUCAUGGGGCGUUCUCCUCAGCCAACGCAGCAGUAAACUUAAUUGCCCAACGCAUAGAGCAGGUUCAGUAGUUUAACAUGUUGCGGUUUCAAAGUAACUAACCGCUAUUUCCCUAAUAAAACACUGCCGACUGGAGUGCGGGGGGUCUUAUUAUUGAGGAUGUUAAAUAUUGUCUUGCAAGUCAAUGCAAUUGGGCAGCUUCACAUGUCUUUCGCGAGGCAAACCAAGCAGCCCACAUACUUGCCAAGUCUGCAUUAUUAAUUGAUGAGGAUUUGUAUGAAAUUGAAGAAUGUCCUUCGUGCAUUCGUUAUGUUGUAACCUCUGAACUGAUUUAAGUUAUAUCAAUGAAAUCAGGUUCUUAUUUCAAAAAAUAAAAAAUAAAACACAUUUCUGUCCUUGCU
Carya illinoinensis is the source of this 1020-nucleotide messenger RNA. RefSeq lists its product as uncharacterized. The coding region runs from base 148 to 690 and encodes 180 amino acids. Lineage: Eukaryota; Viridiplantae; Streptophyta; Magnoliopsida; Fagales; Juglandaceae. The record is from RefSeq and is a predicted model, not a curated record. The transcript has 2 exons.